Molecule: messenger RNA, 2444 nt
Organism: Notolabrus celidotus (New Zealand spotty)
Lineage: Eukaryota; Metazoa; Chordata; Actinopteri; Labriformes; Labridae
Gene: orc3
Product: origin recognition complex, subunit 3
Exons: 20
Coding region: 160-2322 (720 amino acids)
Biological process (GO): DNA replication; DNA replication initiation
Cellular component (GO): DNA replication preinitiation complex; nuclear pre-replicative complex; nuclear origin of replication recognition complex
Molecular function (GO): DNA replication origin binding
Source: RefSeq, a predicted model, not a curated record
AUCCUCUUCCGCAUACGUCACUUUGGCGGGAAGUAGUGGCCACCUCGUAAGGAACAACACGAGUCAUUUAAAAUAAACAAUUGACCUUUUAACAGCCUGCAGCUCCUUUCACCGGCUUACUAUCACACAUAUAUACCGUCAUAUCUCAUUACUGCUGUGAUGUCUACUUCAUCCGUGUCAAAGGGUUGCUUCGUUUUUAAGCCAAGUGCCAAGAAGAAAAAGACACAGAGUCUGGAGGAUUACUUCGUCAGUGGCUGUGAAGGUGCAGAGAACAGUGAAACAAGAUUUAGACUUUGUCAGGAUUUAUGGGACAAGAUUAAAGAAAAUACAGAGGUCCUGCAGGAAGAACUCAACAGGAAAAUCUUGGACAGCUUGCUUGACUUCACAAAGAAGUGCUCAUCCACUCCCUCGCACAGUAACUGGGCAGCACAGAUGAGGGCCAGUGAGAUUCCCACAGCGGCACUUGUUCUCGGUGUGAAUGUCCCAGACCACGACAUGACCUUCCAGAGUCUAUCUGACCUGCUGCAGCAGUCUGUCAGCCCGUAUGUGGCCUCUGUGCAGGCCAAAGAGUGUGGAGCAUUGAAGCAUUUGAUGAAGAGAGUGUUGGAGAGGCUGAUGGACACUGUAGUCACUGUGGAUGAUGACGAAGAGGAGGAGAAUGAGCCUAUCAGCACACAGCUCCACAAGAGUGUGCACUGCUCGCUUGGUACACUCUGUGAUUGGUACAGUGCAAAAACAAAGAAAUCCAAUUCUGGUACUCCCGGAAAAAAGCGCAGCUCUUCUGAUGGUGAUGAUCCACAGCAGCCUCCUGUUGUAAUCAUCUUCAAAGAUUUAGAGGUGUUCAACCCAAGAGUUCUUCAGGACUUCAUUCUCAUCUGCAGCCGCUACAUUCAACGUCUUCCCCUCAUGUUCAUAUUUGGUAUCGCCACUUCACCCAGCACCAUCCAGAAUAUGCUGCCACACUCUGUGUCCUCCCUGCUGUGUAUUGAACUCUUCCAGUCUCUGUCCUGUACACAGCACCUGGCCACAGUCAUAGACAAGUUGAUCCUGACUCAUCACUUCCCCUUCAAGCUGAACGGUAAAGUGAUGCAGGUGCUGAUCAGCAUCUUCCUCUACCACGAUUUCUCCGUGAGAAACUUCAUCAAGGGCGUUCAGCUCGCUCUGCUGGAGCACUUUCACUCUCAGCCGCUCAGUGUGCUCUGCUGUAGGAAGAAGGAGGCUCUGCUCAACGUGAUGCAGCUCAGUCCCGGCGACUUGGAGAGGAUCAGGCAGCUGCCGUCUUUUCAGAGGUAUGUUGAGAAGCAGGAGCCUGAGGAACAGGAGAACCUGUCAACAGAUGACACUCAUUUAAAGGAGGUGUGUAAGACGCUGAUAAAAGACCUUCGCAAAUAUCACAAGAACUAUUAUCCUGUCCUGAGGUGUCUCCACACUCUGGCCACAUCUUUACCUCGAUAUCCUCUUGGAAAACAGAUCAGAGAGCUCCAUUUAAUUUGUCUGGAGAAGAAUGUAUGGGAAAAUGAGGAUUACCAAUCAAGCAUGAAGCUUCUGAAGAUGCUGGCUAAAGACGAGCUGAUUAACCUGCUGCAGAGGUGUUUGGAGAUUCUUCAGCCUGUCAAGUCAAAACAGAUGGAGGAUGCCAGAGUUCAACUGGAGGAACUGCUCGUGAAGUUCAAACAGUUGGACACAGCAGCUGCUGAAGCUCAGCCGUGUGUGGAAGAAAGUAUCAUCUCCCCUGUGAAAAAUCUUGGAAAGAAAACUGAUCUGUUCCAGCUGCAAAAGACGCUGCUGGAAAUGAACGAGACUAGAAGAUCCAAGAAACUGAGUCCGUUUGAGCUCCUCCGAAAUGAAGCUCUGGAGUUAAUUGACAGCUUGGUGAAGAGUCACCUGUCCCCUCCUGAGUCGCUGACACUGAAUGAAGUUUGCUACUACAGUUCUUCUGCAACUGUGAGACGCCACCUCAACGCAACGCCUCGCACCUCCAUUCAGGCCGCUCUCAGCAGCCCGUACUAUUAUCUUCAGAACACCAGCCUAAAAACUGAAGAUGGCUCCGUCUCUAAUGCUGCUCCUGAUAUCUGCAUUGCAUACAAACUUCACCUGGAGUGUGGCCGGCUGAUAAACCUCUAUGACUGGCUGGAGGCAUAUGCAACUGUUGUCUCUGCUGCUGAGGGCAACAAUCCAGAUUCUGACAAUUUCGGGAAAGUGGACGAAGUCAAACAUGCUCGUUUCAUCCGAGCUGUAUCCGAGCUCGAGUUCCUGGGCUUUAUUAAAUCCACCAAACAGAAGACUGACCACGUGGCUCGACUCACCUGGGGAGGCUGCUGAGUGGAAGUCAGAAAUAAAUACACACACGCACAUCUGUAGCUCUAUUUCAUUCAAACUCUUAUCGAGUUUUAACAUUUUGUUCUGUAUAAUUUCCUCUUAAUAAAAUGAGUAUUGUCUGGUAA